AAGGAAAAUAGGAAAAGAAAGAAAAAAAGACACUGCAGAUUCCUAUAUACAUACCCACCUUGGAUUAUUUAAUCAUUCUUGUUUUAUUUUAUUUUUUUUCCUUUAUUCAUUUUAUUUUUUUCUACUUAAUACACUAGAAAUGGGAAAUUUUUGUGAUCUUAUACACGGGCUUAAGCCAACUAUGAUGAUGGUGACGGUCCAAGUAGUCUUGGCGGGGGUUAAUAUCUUCUACAAAUUGGCUGGAAAUAAUGGUUUUAGUUUGCGGGUUUUGAUCGCUUAUCGUUUUUUGUUUGCUGCUGCUACUGUUGUUCCUCUAGCUCUUGUGCUUGAAAGGAAAAACAGGCCAAAAUUGACUUGGAAGAUUGCUUUCCAAGCAUUUAUCUGUGCGUUGUUUGGAGGAUCACUAGCCCAAAACAUGUACGCAGAGAGCUUAGUGCUGACGUCAGCUACAUUUGCGGCAGCCAUGAGCAAUCUCAUCCCCGCGGUUACUUUCGUCCUAGCAAUAUUUUUUAGGAUGGAAAGACUAGGGCUGAACACAAGGGCUGGCAAAGCAAAGGUGGCGGGAACAGUGCUAUGCAUAGGUGGCGCAAUGGUUUUGACUUUCUACAAGGGCUGCCAAGUCAAUAUUUGGUCAACCCACUUUGACCUUCUGCACAAGUACCAUCAACCAGGUGGACACGUGGCAGCAUCCCACCACAGGCCCAUUAAUAACAUCCUGGGCCCACUGCUGGCUCUUGGUUGUUGCAUCUCUGUAUCGCUUUCAUUAAUUGUUCAGACAAAGAUGAGUGAGAUAUAUCCUUGCAACUAUUCGAGCACGGCCUUAAUCUCGAUCAUGGGAUCAUUUCAAACCGUUGUGUUCGCUCUUUGUACUGAAAGAGAUUGGAGCCAAUGGAAACUCGGGUGGAACCUUAGGCUUCUUACAGUUGCUUACAUGGGAAUUAUGGCAUCAGGGAUAAUGUGGGUAUUCACCAUGUCAUGUGUAAGGAUGAGAGGGCCGCUAUUUGUAUCGGUUUUCAAUCCUUUGCUGCUCGUGCUCGUUGCACUAGUAGGCUCUUUGCUUCUGAACGAGACGUUACACUUGGGAAGCGUGCUUGGAGCUGUGGUAAUAAUAGUUGGAUUAUAUUCAGUGUUGUGGGGAAAAAGCAAGGAAGUAAAGAAGAUUACUCGGCUUGUGCCAUCAAAGAGCUUUGCAGAGCAAGUUGAAAAUGGCGAAGCUACAAAAGAUGGAGAGAGCUUCAAGGGUAUAAAUCAUGGCAGCAAUAUUAUGGCCGUGACUCCAAACUUCCUACCCGACUCUGAAAAUAUCGAGGUUUUUGAUGAGGAUGAGGAGCAAGAUUUAGAGGCUAAUAAGGGAGAUCAAAUAAAAUCCUCGAUGUGAAGCCUAGCCUAGCUAAUAUUAUGUACCUUUUGGCUUUAAGAGGGAAGUAAAAAUUAAGAAAAUUACUGGUUUGUGAAAAUGGUUACUGCUAACGUUAGGGAUAUAUCACUGAUUUGAAGAGAGUGGUGAUGACAAAACAGGGAAAACCAAGUUAUGUAUGUUAUUCUUUUAUGGUCCA
Striga asiatica is the source of this 1556-nucleotide messenger RNA. The record is from the annotation of a GenBank genome assembly. Lineage: Eukaryota; Viridiplantae; Streptophyta; Magnoliopsida; Lamiales; Orobanchaceae.